AUGUCUGACGAUGAGAGCAUGCACGAUGAAUCCAGUCAUGAACAAGUGCCCAACCGUGCAGAUGUUGAGAAACGGUUAGACCAGGAAUACCCAAACCGCCCUCGCAAUCACGGCAAGACUCUUCCCUUUCACACACUGUUCGAGGAUCUCUUCAAUCCUCUGAUUGACAACAGGCAAAAGAAGCCAACGGCAGCCGUCAUCAACCGCAGAAAAGUAGGUCCAGAUGGCCAGUCCAAUUUAUCUCCGUCUGAGCGACGGCGCGCAAUCAUCCAACGGUACAUUGCUCGUUGGCGCAAAGAGGUCGGCCCUGACUUCUUUCCGGCCUUCAGGCUGAUCAUCCCAGACAAGGACCGCGAACGUGGGGUAUAUGGACUGAAAGAGAAGAUCAUCGCAAAACUACUGAUCAAGAUCAUGAAGAUCGACAAAAACUCCGAGGACGGGUACAGCCUCUUGAACUGGAAGCAGCCUGGUCAGACGGCUGCGUCGCGCAUGGCUGGAGAUUUCGCAGGUCGCUGUUAUGAGGCCCUAUCGAAGCGCCCCAUGAGGGUUCAAGUUGGAGACAUGACGAUCGCAGAGGUCAAUGAGCUCUUGGAUAAGUUGUCAGGGGCACCAAGGGAAGAGAACCAGCUCCCGAUUCUGGCAGAAUUCUACAAGCGCAUGAAUGCAGAAGAGCUGAUGUGGUUGAUUCGUGUAAUUCUGAAACAGAUGAAAGUGGGUGCUACCGAGAAGACUUUUUUCCACCUCUGGCAUCCCGACGCGGAGAGUUUGUUCAAUGUUUCCAGCAACCUGCGGAGAGUGUGCUGGGAACUGUACCGUCCAGAGAUCCGUCUUCAAGAUGACGAGGCUGGAGUCGCCUUGAUGCAAUGCUUCCAACCUAUGCUGGCCCAAUUCAAGCAAGAAUCUCUCGACAAAGUGGUCGAAGCGCUGAAGCCCACUCCCGAAGACCCCGAGUUUUGGAUUGAAGAGAAACUCGACGGCGAACGUAUUCAGAUGCACAUGAUCACUGAUGACGACCAUCCAGGUUCAAGACGCUUCCGAUUCUGGUCCCGAAAAGCCAAAGACUACACCUAUCUGUACGGCGACGGAUUUUACGAUCCCAAUGGAGCCCUCACUCCGCACAUCAAGGACUGCUUCACAGACGGGGUAGAAAACAUCAUCCUCGAUGGAGAGAUGAUAACGUGGGACCCCAAUGAAAAAGCACCUGUUCCUUUCGGCACACUGAAAACUGCCGCACUGGCGGAGCAGCGCAACCCUUUCGCUCAAGGCCACCGACCUGUUUUCCGGACCUUCGACAUCCUUCUAAUGAAUGAUCAACCUCUAACUCGCUACACUCUGCGAGAUCGCCGCAAAGCGUUGGCUGCCAGCGUAAGGAGUCUGCCCGAACGCUUUGAGAUCCACGAAUACACCAUAGCAAAGAAAGUGGAUGAUGUGGAAGACCUACUUCGGAAAGUCGUGGCUGAGGCUUCCGAGGGCUUAGUGCUCAAGAAUCCAAGAUCCAUGUACCGUCUAGAUGACCGCUCAGGCGAUUGGCAGAAAGUAAAGCCAGAGUACAUGGAUGGCUUCGGAGAGGAGCUCGACUGUCUUAUCAUUGGCGGUUACUACGGCUCAGGGAAACGGGGCGGCAACCUCUCCAGUUUCUUGUGCGGUCUGCGUGCCUCAAGCAAUGCUGUGCACAAAUUGACCGAGUCUCAACGCCAGAGUCAGAGCGAGGAACAAUCCUCGCAACGUCAACCGACUCAAUCGCAGACCUCGAUUGAACAGGGAGCUGAAUCGUCUGAACCAAAUGGCCCAAUCGAGAACUUUAUAUCCUUCUUCAAAGUUGGUGGCGGUAUGACGGCUAAUGACUACGCUACGAUACGCCACUCCACAGACGGGAAAUGGCACCCUUGGGGCUCCCGCCGGCCGUCGGCAAAAGACCAUAUUGACCUAGGCAACUUGAGCUUGCUCAAGGAGAGACCCGACGUGUGGAUCAAGCCUUCCGACUCUCUCGUUGUUCAGGUAAAAGCUGCGCAAGUCACAGCCAGCGACGACUACGGCCUUGGGAAGACAUUGCGGUUUCCUCGAUUCAUGAGACUGAGAAGGGACAAGGAUUGGAAGACUGCUCUCUCUGUCGACGAGUUUAGAGAUUUACAAGUCAAGGUCGAGGAUGCGGAGAAAGAGAGAGCGAUGAAAGUUGACCAGCAGCGCAAGGAGAAACGCAAGGCCCGCGCUGGCGGCUAUGCAAGCCGGAAGAAACCUCUCACCGUGGCCGGUUACAAUGCCAGGGAUGUGAACAAUGUCAAGUUACCGGAGGGACCCAGAGGAACCGUCUUUGAAGGAUUGACCUUUUAUAUCAUGACAGAAUCCGCUUUGAACGGGGAUCUGAAGAAGUCGAAACUCGAGCUGGAAGCCUUGGUCAAAGCAAAUGGUGGCAGAAUCGUGCAAACGGCAACUCCGAGUUCUGAGGACCAAGAGAGAGUGAUAUGUGUUGCGUCCCGCCGCACCGUCAAAGUGGCAUCUCUGGAGAAGCGCGGUGAAAAGGAAAUCAUCAAGCCAAUGUGGAUCUUUGACUGCGUUGACCAGGCGCAACGGGACUUUGCUAAAGGAUACGCGGAUGAGAUGGUCGUUCCUUUCGAGCCCGAACGCCACAUUUAUUUCGUACCGGACAACAAGAGGGAGCUUUUCGAGGAUAAUGUGGAUGAGUAUAAGGACAGUUUCUCAAGAGAUGUAAGCGAAGAGGAGCUCAAAGAGAUUAUGGCCAAGAUGGGCACUGUCGACAUCGAAGACGAGGAACGGAAUAGAAUUCCAGACCUCUUCGGUGAUGACUUCCUCAGCAUGAAGGGAUUCAUGUUCCAUGGCCUGGUGUUUUUCUUUGAUCAGCCCGCUUCUGUUGCGCGGAAUGGAACAGCGCAAUCGCCUAACUCGGACUCCUCAGCGACAUUGAGCACGACAAUGGCGAGCACAGCUUACUCUACCCAAGCUAUUGCGCAGUUUGCGAGUGCCAAGGUACUCUCGCUCACGUACACCACACUCUCGUCGGUACCCUCCGAUAUUAGAGCGACGAUCACACACAUCAUCGCCCACCCUGCUUCCGAUCUCGGGGAUCUGAGGAAACAGGUCUCGCGCUGGGGCACGAGGAAAAUCCCGCGCAUCGUGACCCACGAGUGGAUUGAGGUGUGUUGGAAAGAAGGAACGAGAGUUGACGAGGAAGCAUACAUUGCUCGAUGA
This is a messenger RNA of Fonsecaea nubica, 3207 nucleotides long. RefSeq lists its product as hypothetical. Lineage: Eukaryota; Fungi; Ascomycota; Eurotiomycetes; Chaetothyriales; Herpotrichiellaceae. Gene Ontology annotation, molecular function: DNA ligase (ATP) activity; DNA binding; ATP binding. The record is from RefSeq and is a predicted model, not a curated record. Bases 1 to 3207 code for a protein of 1068 amino acids. Gene Ontology annotation, biological process: DNA recombination; DNA biosynthetic process; nucleotide-excision repair, DNA gap filling. Gene Ontology annotation, cellular component: DNA ligase IV complex. The transcript has a single exon.